CGUAACUGUUGUACAAUACAUAACUGGCAGUUUGUGACGACCUCUCUGUAACGAAUUGUGACGACCACGACGCCGACGCUGUACUGAUCGUCCGUGCUUAUCGGUCGCUCGAUUGUUCGUUCAGUGAUCGCCGAUAACAGUUCUUUAUGUGCUCGAUACUUGACGACCUCAACUGUUAGUGAUGAUUGAGAUGUGACUGACAGAUCGGCUGAGACGACGUCAUUCAGCCUGUGGCAGACGUUAACAGGAAGACAAAAGACGCGGAAUAUCUGAGAACAGUAUUGCUUCUUGAAAUACAUGUUCAUAAUCGAGACAGUGUAGAGGGCGUAUUUCACUAUGUCGAUUAGUUCCAUUAAUUCCAUAGUGUCAUAUUUCAACAGUUCUACGUCGUGACACAGAUCAGAAAAGAAAUAAACAGAGUGGUGAUACAUAGUGAAUAAUUUAAUAAAGACUUUUAAAAAUAUAUAUUGUAACCAUGGAUGUUAGCCAGACACAGUUAACGCAACACAGUAAACAAAACAGUCUAGUCAUCUUUGGACAACAAGUAUUAACAGUAAGGAUGACGCGACUUCCGAGAUGGCCGGUGAUGUUGGCACUCCUAGCGGUACUGCCUGGCAUCGCGCUCUGCCAUGACAUCGACGAUAUCGCAGAGAACUCGAACACCACGUCGCAUUCCCGAGUGAAGAGAGUGAUCUACUUGACGAGCGAGCGCCGCCUGACCCUCCCGCCGGAGACUGUGCUGGUCCUCACGCCUACUCUCAGUCUGCCCUUCGCCAGGAACUUACCGACGGGCUACGGCGCUUCUAUGACGAUCUCGAUCCCCUUCAAGAUUGGAUUUGAUGACCUGGGUUUGACCUCCGAAGAGAAUCCUUGGGGUCUUUGGCCAGACUUCGGAUUAUUUAGGAAGAAGAGAGACACCUUCACUUCCUACCCUGGCGUCAACUAUGCGGGAGGAGACAGAGAGAUGAUGUACCAGGUGGUAGAAGACACUCUGUUCAACAUGGGCAUGAAUGGAAAGGGAUGCCUCCUGAGGGCCAUCUGCGAAAUGUUCCAGUUCCCCCUCGAUAAUCACGGUUUCUUUGGUGAAGUCCUCGAACUUUUCUUCAGCGCCAGCCGAUCUCCUCACUCCGAGAAGAGGCUGAACGAGUACACGAGAGCUGAGAGAACCGGCAGGUCGACUGGAGACUGUUUCGAGUAUCAAGAAUUGUGUCCCCAUUCUUUCUUCACCAAUCCUGGGCAGACGAAAUGGCUAGAGGCGGAGAAAUACAUGGAACAGUAUUCAGAAGGAGGAAACACACGAGCGGACGAUAAAGUUACGAAGAAGGCAACGGAAGAAAGUCCGAAGAAGACCACGAAAAAAAACACCGAUAAGAAGGCGCAAAGGGGAUCGAGAAGGGCGUAUAAUUAAUCCUGUAAUAGAGUAAUGUACAAAAUGGCAAUAGUAGGCAUUCAGUGGUUGCGUUGCCCAAUUUUUUUUAUUAUUAUGCUGUGUGAUUCAUCUAUGAACUUGUCUUUUUUAUCAAGGUCUAUGUUUUUGUUGUUGUUGUGUUUAGUAAAGUUUUGCUGUAUUAGUCGUUAGUAAUGACAUAUUACGAGACGAUAUUCUCCUGUAAUUUGGGCAUCUUAACCAGACCUUACAGAGAUCCUAUGAUUAUGCAUUAUGCCUGUCCCAGUAUUCCUGUGAUGUGAGACUGUCUGUGCAUCAACCCUGUCUCCGACCCAAAAGGCGUUGGAAUCUUUAAAGGUUUAGAAAAUGACUUGGCUUGUACGUAUAUGAACUUUGUGGAUGUUUAAAAAUACAGUUUGGAAACUUAGUCGGGAUAGGCUGCCAUGCAGUUUCUCUUUUUUUCUGUUUUUAUUGUCUUAGGUUAUAUAAAGAAAGGUGAUACACACGUACUAUUAUUUAUAAAAUCAUUUGUUUUCCAAUAUAC
Messenger RNA from Penaeus indicus, 1931 nucleotides. RefSeq lists its product as uncharacterized. Bases 476 to 1408 code for a protein of 310 amino acids. NCBI's taxonomy places the organism in Eukaryota, Metazoa, Arthropoda, Malacostraca, Decapoda, Penaeidae. The transcript has 7 exons. The record is from RefSeq and is a predicted model, not a curated record.